AUGGCUUCUUCGGAUAACGGCCCUCUCGAGGCGGCCUCCGCCAGAUCUGAAUCCAAUGGCGCGGCUCUCGACGGAUCGGCGGCGGCGGGGUAUCUGGAGUCGGUGCCGGCGUCGAUCUGGGAUCGCCGGCGUGUGGCUCUGAUCACGGGGAUCACGGGGCAGGACGGAUCGUACCUGACGGAGCUGCUGCUGGGGAAAGGAUACGAGGUCCACGGCCUCAUUCGCCGGUCCUCGAACUUCAACACCACGCGGCUGGAUCACCUCUACAUCGACCCGCACAACGUCGGCAAGGCGCAGAUGAAGCUCCACUACGCAGAUCUCAGUGACGCCUCCUCCCUCCGCCGCUGGAUCGACGUCUUGCUCCCCGACGAGGUGUACAACCUGGCCGCUCAGUCGCACGUCGCCGUGUCCUUCGAGGUCCCCGACUACACGGCGGACGUCGUCGCCACCGGUGCCCUACGCCUCCUGGAGGCCGUCCGAUCUCACCUGGCCUCCAAUCCCGGGCGUUCGAUCCGUUACUACCAGGCCGGGUCCUCUGAGAUGUUCGGCUCCACCCCUCCCCCGCAGUCGGAGUCCACCCCUUUCCACCCCCGAUCGCCCUACGCCGCGGCUAAGUGCGCCGCCCACUGGUACACCGUCAACUACCGGGAGGCCUACGGCCUCUUCGCCUGCAAUGGCAUCCUCUUCAACCACGAGUCUCCCCGCCGCGGCGAGAACUUCGUCACGCGGAAGAUCACCCGGGCCGUCGGCCGCAUCUGCGUCGGCCUCCAGAGCAAGCUCUUCCUCGGCAACCUGAGCGCCUCCCGGGACUGGGGCUUUGCCGGAGACUACGUCGAGGCCAUGUGGCUGAUGCUGCAGCAGGAGAAACCCGACGACUUCGUGGUCGCUACCGAGGAGUCGCACACGGUGGAGGAGUUCCUGGAGGCGGCGUUCGGCUAUGUGGGCCUCAACUGGAGGGACCACGUGGUGAUCGACGAGCGCUACUUCCGCCCCGCCGAGGUCGACAACCUCAAGGGCGACUCCGCCAAGGCCCGGCGGGUGCUCGGCUGGAAGCCCCGCGUGGGCUUCCCGGAGCUGGUGCGGAUGAUGGUCGACAGGGACCUGGAGCUCGCCAAGAGGGAGAAGGUCCUCGCGGACGCCGGAUACAUCGAUCCUCAACAGCAGCCUUGA
Molecule: messenger RNA, 1170 nt
Organism: Spirodela intermedia
Lineage: Eukaryota; Viridiplantae; Streptophyta; Magnoliopsida; Alismatales; Araceae
Source: the annotation of a GenBank genome assembly